Messenger RNA from Cynara cardunculus var. scolymus (artichoke), 3043 nucleotides. Its product is annotated as DNA topoisomerase 3-beta. Gene Ontology annotation, cellular component: nucleus. Lineage: Eukaryota; Viridiplantae; Streptophyta; Magnoliopsida; Asterales; Asteraceae. Gene Ontology annotation, biological process: DNA topological change. Bases 276 to 2825 code for a protein of 849 amino acids. Gene Ontology annotation, molecular function: DNA binding; DNA topoisomerase type I (single strand cut, ATP-independent) activity. The record is from RefSeq and is a predicted model, not a curated record. The transcript has 15 exons.
UCAACAGGAAGUUAACAAUGGCGACCAAAGUACUCAUGGUUGCGGAAAAGCCAAGCAUCGCUCUUUCAAUUGCUACAGCACUGUCCGGUGGUCGAGUAAAUCCUUCCAACUCCCAUUUUGUGCCUCUUCUAUCGUACUAGUUACAUUUGUAACUAUGUGAAGUUGAUAUUGGUUUUGAAUAGCUGAUUAGCUGUUGAACUUUUCAGAUAGCUACGUUAAAUUAUGACAUAUAGUUUAAAUUGCAAUUGUUGGCGUUUUUGUGCCGAGCGACUUAGAUGUCAUCACGAAGGGGUAGUACGGAGGUUCAUGAGUUUGAUGGUACAUUUUUAGGGUACCGGGUACAAUAUAAAGUGACAUCAGUGAUUGGUCAUGUUUUCAGGUUUGACUUUAACAUAUCUUACUAUCUACACUUCUUUUUCUGCAAAUCUAGUGUAGAUUUUCCACCAGCUUAUCAAGACUGGGCAGCCACAGAUCCUCUCAGUCUUUUUCAAGCUCCAGUUGUCAAGUCAGAAUCAAACCCGAAGGCUCAUAUUCGUCAACAUCUAAACCGGGAGGCUCGUGGUUGUGGAGAUCUGGUACUGUGGUUGGACUGUGAUCGUGAAGGAGAAAAUAUAUGCUUUGAAGUUAUCGAGUGCACGGGAUUUGCCAAUGAUGGUAGAAGAGUUCAUCGUGCACGAUUUUCUUCUGUGACGGAGAAAGACAUUAUCCAUGCUAUGAAAAAUCUUGUUGAGCCCAACAAAGACGAGGCAUUGGCUGUAGAUGCUCGGCAAGAAAUAGAUCUGAAAGUUGGAGUUGCAUUUACACGAUUUCAGACUACUUAUUUCCAAGGAAAAUAUGGAAAUCUGGAUUCUAGGGUUAUCUCAUAUGGCCCAUGUCAAACCCCUACCCUUGGAUUUUGUGUGCAGCGCUACCUUCACAUUAGUACUUUCAAGCCAGAAAAGUUUUGGGUUGUGCUUCCUUACAUAAUAAAGAAUGGUUUUGAGCUAAAGCUGGAAUGGAAUCGUAAUAGGUUGUUUGAUCAUGAUGUGGCAGAGAUGUUUCAAAAGUUAGUAGCAGAAGAUGCAGUUGUGAAAGUUAUCAGUACGUCAGAAAAACAAGAGAGCAAAGGUCGCCCUUCUGGUCUUAAUACGGUGAAUCUUUUGAAGGUUGCUUCAAGUGCACUAGGGUUUGGACCUCACCUGGCCAUGCAAUUGGCUGAGCGCUUGUAUACCCAAGGUUUUAUCAGCUAUCCACGGACAGAGAGUACGGCAUACCCUUCAUCAUAUGACUUUAAAGGAACUCUUGGGACUUUGGUGAGUAAUUCAGUAUGGGGUAGUUAUGUCCAGACACUGCUCAGCAAUGGUUAUCAUAAACCCCGAUCAGGAACUGAUGUAGGUGACCACCCGCCAAUUACUCCUAUGCGAUCAGCUAAUGAAGAUAUGCUAGGUGGAGAUGCCUGGAGACUUUAUCAGUAUGUUUGUCAACAUUUUCUUGGUACCCUGUCUCCUGACUGCAAAUACGUAAGGAAAAAGAUCGAGUUUUCUGUGGGUGGAGAAUUCUUCCAUUGUGUUGGGCAGCACGUCACAGUGAAAGGAUUUACAGCAAUAAUGCCAUGGUUGGCAGUGCCGGAGAAAAAUCUACCUCAGUUUACAGAAGGGGAGAAAAUAGAGAUUUCAAAGGUUGAGCUAUAUGAGGGUAAAACUGCGCCUCCAGAUUACCUGUCUGAGAGUGAGCUGAUCUCUCUAAUGGAAAAGCAUGGAAUAGGAACAGAUGCAUCCAUUCCUGUUCACAUUAACAACAUAAGUGAACGGAACUACGUGAAGGUAGAGGCUGGAAGAAGGUUGGUUCCAACGGUUUUGGGUGUUAGUCUUAUAAGAGGAUAUCAAUGUAUAGAUGCAGAUCUUUGUUUGCCCGACAUACGAGGUUUCAUAGAGCAGCAGAUCACUCUCGUUUCUAAAGGUCAAGCAGAUCAUUCGCUUGUUGUGCAGCAUGUACUUGAACAAUUUAAACAGAAGUUUAACUACUUUAUUAAGCAGAUUGAAAAUAUGGACGCAUUGUUUGAAGCACAAUUUUCUCCUCUUUCAGACUCUGGACGUUCACUUAGUAAAUGUGGAAAAUGCUUACGAUAUAUGAAGUACAUCGCUAUGCUUCCAUCACGGCUAUACUGUAAUACAUGUGAGGAAGUCUAUUAUGUUCCUCAAAAGGGCACAAUUAAGCUGUACAAAGAACUAACAUGUCCUCUGGACAACUUUGAGCUUUUGCUGUUUUCCAUGGCUGGACCAGAUGGCAAGUCAUUCCCUCUUUGCCCUUAUUGUUACAACAAUCCUCCAUUUGAAGGUAUAGACACAUUAUUUGGUGCCCCCAAAACUGGUGGUUCGGUCAAGUUGGGAAAGGGCGUUGGGAUGCCUUGUUUUCUCUGCCCACACCCUACGUGCCGCCAUUCCUUGAUAUCUCAAGGGGUGUGUGCCUGCCCAGAGUGUGACGGGACCCUCGUUCUUGACCCGGUCAGCGCUCCCAAAUGGAGGCUUUAUUGCAACAUAUGCAAUUGUCUUGUUUUGCUUCCCCAAGGUGCUCAUCGGAUAAGCACAACCAAGGAAAGGUGUCCUGAAUGCGACUCCACCAUAAUAGAAGUGGACUUUAAUAAGAAAACAACACCUUUGAAGGAUGGAGCUACACUUCAUGUUGGAUGUAUUCUUUGUGAUGAGUUGCUUCAUUCGCUCGUGGAAAUGAAGCAUGGGAAGUCAUUCUUUAGACGUGGCAGAGGGAGAGGAAGAGGUAGGGGAAGAGGCAGAGGACGACGAGGUGGUAGGAACCAAGACCCCAAAAUGAGCUUUCGAGAUUUCUGAAAACAAUGAGGGGCAUUUGUAUAAUUUGGUUUUCGUUUGGUAACAUGUACGAGAUAAUGCACUUACUAAACAAAUCUAGGUCUGUUGAUACAAAAUUGAUAGAAACUUUUUAUUAAUUUUUUGAUAGAAAUUGAAAAUGCAUUAGAAGCUGAAGAUGAAAGAGAUGAAACACCAGAAGUUACCAAAAUUGCAGCUAUUCCAACACCCUGUUGGUACAC